GCGCUUUCAUUACGAUAGAAAACUAUUGUUCAUUUGUAUUAGAACACGUGUUUUUGCAUUUUAAGUUGACAUUGUAUUCAACCAUAAAGGCACCAAGGCGCAGUGUGAAACAUCGCAGGGGAACGUUACUGUUGCCCGGCCAACCUCACACAAACACGAGAGGAAGAGGGGGGGUCAUUCGCAGGUGUAACGUCCGCUUUAACUGCUUGCAACUUGAAGCGUCAUAAGUUAUCCUGCUUUUCUCUGAACGUGUUGGUGGUUGUAAUACGCGGUCGUGGUCUUCAGAGACUCCCACCUACCACGAGCAGAACCUGCAGGACCUGCUUGAUGGAUCCACCCCUGCGAGGCAGUUGAAGGUUAAACACAGGAGUCCGUGUCUUCCGGAGGAAUCGGUGGAAUCAUUUCGAGGAUGAUAACCUGUUUGUGGGCUCGACUGCAGAGGCGUCGAUGGACGUUGGAGUGAGGGGAGAGGCAACUGACGUAAAAAAGGAAGAAGGCGAUGUACGGUAGCCCGGAGCAGACCUCCAGCAGUCGGCCCUCGGUGGAUUUGUCAGCUCAGCGACAUGGUUUCGGUGUGAGGAUGAAGGGGAAUCUGUUUUUGGAAAGGGGAUUACCGUGAGGUCGGGAGACAUUUUCUUCUAAAUGAGGGAAAAUCCAUUAUACUCUGGGACCCCACAAGAAAAGCAACUACUACAAUGAUAGAAGACUUUGCAGACUGACACAAAGGGCAGCUCCAUUCAUUGGGGCCUCGUGUUCAUGGUGCACAUACACAGGUUACCCCUCUUGUGGAUUUUUCUUGCUUUGAUCUCCACCACUGACAAUGGACUUAAUUGCUUCUCAUGUUGAGCUUUAAGAAGAAUUCCCGCAUGUCUUCAGGACUAUCUAGCGGUUGCCUUGGUGACGAUAGAGUCAUCAGACUGAGCCGCUGUGGAGAAAUGUCAAACAUUAGAAUGCUAGCACCUGUUGGGAGAGGAUUUACGAACGACCGGGUUCCAAAAACUGCAAAAAUCCACUGCAGACAACGAGUUCCUAUCUGCUUUUCUACCCUCCUGGUCCCUUUCGUCCUGCUCCUCUUCUCUGUGGUCACGCCCGCUGUCUCCAUUCACAUGGACUCCAUGGAAAGCCACAGUGAGUUUAGUUGUGAGCCCAUCAGACUGAGAAUGUGCCAGGAUCUGCCUUACAACACCACCUUCAUGCCCAAUCUACUGAACCACUAUGACCAGCAGACGGCUGCACUGGCCAUGGAGCCUUUCCAUCCCAUCGUGAACCUGGUUUGCAGUGCUGACCUGAGGAUGUUCCUGUGUGCUCUGUACGCUCCGGUGUGCACGGUGUACGGCCAGGUUUCCCUACCAUGUCGAUCCCUCUGCCAGCAGGCCAAGGAUGAGUGCCACAAACUCAUGGAGGUAUUUGGAUUGGACUGGCUGGACGACAUGGAAUGUAACAGGUUCCCAGACUGUGACGAGCCGUAUCCUCGUCCAGAGGACCUCCUAACAGGGACGGACACCACCGACCAGUCGUCCAUGACUGUCCAGAGAGAUUACGGGUUCUGGUGCCCCAGAGAGCUAAAGAUCGACCCAGACCUGGGCUACACGUUCAUGGGCAAAAAGGACUGUUCUGCCCCAUGUCCCUCAAUGUUUUUCAGCAAGCAGGAGCUCAAUUUUAUCCGCUACUUCAUAGGAGUUGUCUCCAUUGUCUGUCUGUCGGCAACUCUCUUCACCUUCCUGACGUUCCUCAUCGAUGUUACCAGGUUCCGAUACCCUGAACGGCCAAUAAUCUUCUACGCCGUGUGCUACGUCAUGGUGUCACUGGUUUUCUUUCUGGGCUUCCUGUUGGAAGACAGGGUAGCGUGCAAUGCAGUCAGCCCUUCCCAGUUCAGAGCUCCAACCAUAACACAGGGCUCACACAACAAGGUAUGCACGCUGUUCUUCAUGGUCCUAUAUUUCUUCACCAUGGCCGGCAGCGUAUGGUGGGUCAUACUGACCAUCACUUGGUUCCUGGCCGCUGUGCCUAAAUGGGGCAGUGAGGCCAUUGAGAAGAAAGCCCUCCUCUUCCAUGCCGUUGCCUGGGGGGUCCCAGGGGCCCUGACUGUCACCCUGUUGGCCUUGAACAAAAUUGAAGGAGAUGGGAUCAGUGGAGUGUGUUUCAUAGGGCUGUAUGACAUAGACGCCCUGAGGUGGUUUGUUCUGGCACCGCUCUGCCUCAACGUGGCGGUGGGUGUCACUCUCCUGUUAGUCGGGAUUGUGGCUCUGAACCGGGUGCGCAUGGAGAUCCCUCUGGAGAAGGAGAACCAGACCAAAUUGGUCAAGUUCAUGAUCCGAAUGGCAGUGUUCUCUGUGCUCUACCUGGUUCCCUUGUUGACCGUGAUCGGGUGCUACCUGUACGAACACACCUACCGGAACAAUUGGGAGACAACGUGGAUGGAGGAGAACUGCAAGCGCUAUCACAUCCCCUGCCCGUACAAGGUGGAGCAGACCAGACGACCAGCCAUGGUGGUGUUCCUCGUUAAAUAUCUGAUGAUGUUGGUAGUGGGGGUCCCCUCUGUGUUCUGGGUGGGCAGCAAGAAGACCUGUUUUGAAUGGGCGAGCUUCCUGCAAGGGCGCAGACGCAAAGAUAGUGGGGUAAACGAGUCUCGCCAGGUGUUGCAGGAGCAGCCUGACUUUGCCCAAUCUCUGCUGCGUGAACCCAACACCCCCAUCGUUAGGAAGUCCAGAGGAACAUCCACUCAGGGCACAUCUACCCACGCCUCAUCCACCCACUUGGCCGAUCUUGAUGAACCAGUCACAACUCACCAUGGCAACCCUACAUCCACCAGGAGUAAGGCCAGCAGUGUCCACAGCAAGGGCAGCUACCACGGCAGCCUGCGCCGCAUUAGAGACGACAGGAGUGAUACUGUGGCUUGUCGAGGCACAGAGCAGCGCAGUUUCCAUGGCAGCAUGCCACGUCUCGACCACCCGCUCUCCGCUCACAGCAGCCUCCAUCAGAUAGACGGCUCAAGGCACGGCAGCCAGCGAAACAUAUGUGAGGCCCCGUCAACCCUCAUCACCCACGGAACAACAGGAGGUGAAAGUCAAGCUUCCGAGAAGGACGGCACCAGUGCGUGAGAAGAUAUUUUUGUACGGAUGUUGUCAACGCCUUUUAAAGGAAGACUUGCCCUUCGGCUGAUACGCGCCCGUUGUUUGGUGUCCACUUGGUUCUUUCUCUGUGAAGGUGGAGAAUGCACCUGUGAGUCCUGUGGUGGUGAUUGUGGGCGUUAUUUCCUUAAUCAUUCAUCAGCAGUGUGGCUAACACGGUUCAGUCGGUGACCUUUACAGAUCUUUGUUAAAAAGGUUCACUGAAAAGCUGAAGUUUGUUUACAUCAUUUUUUUAAUUUACGUGGUAAGUCCCCUGAAUGCUUGACUCAAAACGACACACGUGACGCUUUCAUCUCAUUCUGGUUGAGUCUGACCAGAGCUGGCACUGGACAAGAAACACUGAAAAACUGGGAAGGAGAAGUCUUCACACGUCACUGAAAUCAACACUUCGACUUAUGUUGGUGUGAUUUCCAAAUCCAGAUUUUUCACGGAUUUACAUGAAUACAUUGCUUUCAUAACAAUCUUAACGGAUUUUCCCAAAUUGUGGUCAUGUCUGGACCUAUUUGAGUGUCAACUUUUUAUUUGCUCUCGACUGCAGCUCUUAACAAUGUUUAACUUUGUGUGGCAUCCAAGACCGAUAAAUAUGGGCUUAAUGUGAAAUCGUGGACCUCUCUGUGGUUAAAUUAAUAUUUUUAUACUGUGAAAAUUGUCUGUCCGCUGCUGAAAGCUUCAUUAAGUGAAGUGUUUGAAACUUAUUCGCCCCUCCAGUGGUGAACAGAGAAAGUGUGAUGGAGGAAGCUGAAGUAUUUGUAUAAUACAGAAUGUAAAGGUGCGGUUUCAGAGAGAAAGAUGCGGACAUGAUCGGGUGAAAUGAGUUGGAAUAAUGUUUGCAUUUAGAAAAACACUAACAUUUAUUUUAGGUCAAGCUGCCUUUUGGCCUCCGAAAAACAUUUAAGCAUAGAGGCAUUAGCUUUACAGAUGGCAAAGGCAGCUUUGGACAAAAGCGAGGUGACAAUUAACUUGAUUCUGUUGAAUCAAAAAGUUAAACAGAAUUGCUACUUCAAGUACUGAUACUAGUUAGCUGAUAUCCAGAGAACUGUAACCCAAAUUCAAGUACACAUGCAUCACUUCAAUCAAGCCUCAUGGCUGUAAAAACCAUAGUGCACUAUAACAAAAAAGUGCUUUUAUUCUGAAAUCUGUCUCACACGCAGAAAGGUUGUGACGGUGCUCAUUUCUAAUGUAAUUUACACCACUGAUCUCUAUGUACCCAAACUGCUUCUGUACGGUCUGCAUGUUUUGUCCGAACAUAGAACUUAGACUUGCCCAAAGAGGUGCAGACUACUGGCAGUGAAACUAGACGCGUUUGCUAAUUGCUACAUUUUUCAAACUCAUAGUAAAUUUGAGUAAAUGUUAAAGUGCACUGUAUAUUGUAAAUAUUUUCUAAUGGUUUUGUUCCUAAGACCCAAUUGACCUACCUCACCUGUAACCUCAGCCUUCUCUCUACAUAGCAAUCUCUCUGGCCUUUCACCGCUGCCUCUCAUCGGUCCGCCUCAUUUAUAGAUUUCCGUCCACACAUUUUUAGCAUCUCGUGACCAACCAUCUACUGUCAGUUGCCUGCCCUCAUCUGUUGUAUAUAGAUGCUCGGUCCUACCCGAUGACUAAUCUGCCUCUCCUCCUACGCCCAUGCUCCUCUUUUUUUGGACCUAUAGCUAAACUGUCUGUACGCAAUUUACCUCUGAAUUGGACAUUACAAAGACCGAUGUUUUAAACAGCGCCAUUGAACUCUUCAUUUCUGCUGUUAAAUAUCUCAUUCUUGUUAGUUUACCGUAAUCUAAGGAAGAACAGCUUUCCUUGAUGUCACACAUUCGCUUGGAAAUAGGACGUUAGUAAGGAGGGUAAAAAAAAAACGUGAAUUUUGAAACUUGUAUUUGCCUUUUAAUUUAUUUGCAGUAUGGAACUGUAAUGACUUAUUUUACAUUCAGUCUAAUAAACAUUUUACAGACUUCA
This is a messenger RNA of Gasterosteus aculeatus aculeatus (three-spined stickleback), 5078 nucleotides long. RefSeq names its product frizzled-3. Gene Ontology annotation, biological process: canonical Wnt signaling pathway; non-canonical Wnt signaling pathway. Gene Ontology annotation, molecular function: Wnt receptor activity; Wnt-protein binding. Gene Ontology annotation, cellular component: plasma membrane. The record is from RefSeq and is a predicted model, not a curated record. NCBI's taxonomy places the organism in Eukaryota, Metazoa, Chordata, Actinopteri, Perciformes, Gasterosteidae.